AUGUCUAACCGGCUGGAACUGUUGAAGAAGGGUGCCAGGAAGGAGGAGAGGCAGAUCCAGCGUCUGAGGAGGAAGCAGACCGGUCAUGGAAACGCUACAGGGAGUUUGGGGAAGAGAUCCCUUGUGCCGGGAUGGGAGGAACAACUACGAGCACCGACAUCACGACGACUUUCAACCAUAGCAUUUACGACGCGCCGCGGAUCGAGGGCAGGAAGAGUAUCGCCUUCGUCAUCACAAGGAGGAUCAAGGAGAGGCAGUCUGACGCCACGUCCACCACCAGAAUCCAAAACCGAGGAAGAUCAGCAAUGGGAAGACGUACCUUUGGAGAAGUUCGAACACGAGCUCGAUCUUUCACUCCAGCCACCUACGAAGCCUCCAACACCACCACAAGAGGAGCAACCCAAGCCCAAGCCAGCAGCGGUUUUCCCACUUCCAGCAUCGACCUUCCAUGUUAUCAGUAGUAGCGCUACCCCAUCGCCAAGGCCGAAGUCAAAGUCUCCGGAGUCAGCGCCUACCAUCUUGCCAGCUUUCAAGCCUUCGCCGCAGAUUCAGCGUGCAAGAGAGCCAUCAACAGUGCAGAAUACGAUGCGCUUCAGAACCGGAAGUUCGGCUGGUCUUCAACCUUGGGACCGCGAGCAGCAAGAUUCAUAUUGGACUUCUGGUCUCGGAAACAUUGGUUCAAGUCUGAAGAGCUUCUGGAACCGCAAUGGAGCAGCGAAUGGAGCGACAUCUGCGGCGGAAGAACCUACAACUACUUUGAAACCUAUUCCCGCUCCCGUGCCAGCCGAGUCAUUGGUACAGACUAGGGUGGAGGCAAUCGAGAAGAAGAGGCUCCAACAAGGAAACGAGGCCUGGAGAAACAAGUUGAUGAACGCACCAUCGGACAUCCUGAGCGUGCCAAAGAGGCAACCAGGCCACGCCCGUACUGCUUCCAUGCAAAGUGCCAGUGCCGGUUACAAGGAUUUGGAUACCGGAGCAACCAACAUGAGGAGAAGCAUUUCGAUGCAUCUCCCCGGUACAACGCCGGAACAAAGAGAAAUUCUUACAGCACCAGCAGACCCAUCGCCUAAGGAGAUGGUGAACGGAAGACGGCCAAGUUCGCCUCCGCCAACGAUUCACAGCAAAACGACCCCACCGGGACCCCCGGCUGCCGGUGUUGAUCAGGAGAUUGAGGAAGUGCCUUUGGUCUCUCCUUUGCCUACUGCACGGAACUUCUCGCGUCCGACAUCCGAGACGAGCCCUCCUCCAGCUCAAAGGACUUACUCAUUGUCUGAGGAGGAAGAUGAAGUUUUGCCUACCCAGCAGGCCCCUAUUGAGGAGCAACCUUCCCCAGAGCCAGUCAUUCAAACCGCCAAGCUCUCAGAGCCGUCUCGUCAGAGUUUCGGUCUCUCAAGUACUUUGGGCACGAGUCACCACCCACAGUACAUCGACCCCGUCACCGCUCGCCAGAUGUCCUUUGCUCGUGCACCUUCCGUGGUGCACGCUCCGAUUUUUGGUGCUUUGAAACGUUUUAAGCAGCAGGAUGCGAGGAAGAACAGUAUCUUUGGGUUUCCUGAGCCGCCUCAAUCGGAAGAGAUGCCGGCGUUGAAUGAGGAAGUUCAGGAACCUCUGCCGACGACACAGUUUGAGUCUCCGGGACUGAGGCCAUUGAGCCUCACCAUUCCUUCUCACCACCAGUCAUUUUCCGACGAUGACGACUUGAGUCCAGGUUCCAUGUCUCCUCGGGCUUUGACACCUCCACAUGUCAGUCCCUUGGUACAACAGCCGGCUACCGUCGCUCAGCGACAGGACUCAAAGACUCCCAGCCCGCCUAGUCGCACGCCUAGCCUUUCGCCUACACCAAAGGGCGCGAUCCAGCGUCAGCCAAGCUCUAUCUACCCUGUUAGUGAGGAGGACUACAGCAUGGAUGCGGACAGCUAUAACCUCCCUCCCGAGGUUUCCGCGAUCCUGAGUGGGCAGGUGUCGGAUUCUUUUGGUACGUUGGAUGUUGACAGGAUGAUUGCGCAGUUCCGUCAGACUACGGUCAAUGAGGGAAAGAGCCCGUCACUUGCUCCGGUGAAGAUGAUGGUUAAGAGUCCGAGUGGCAAUGUCUUUGUGGACCCGUUCACAUAUGUUGGCGAGACGCAGCAGCAGGAAUUUCUGCCGGGACCGCCAAGAAGCUACAGUAUCGUGAGCCCUAUUACCGUGCAGGCACCUGUGCAACUCCCAGUUACGCCGAUCAACAAGCGCAUCGGAUCCCUUGUCGCUGACGACUCCGGUUAUGGUGGCGAUGUUUCCCCGAGGGGAAGCAUGAGCUUGCAGGGUACCCAAGGUGCAUCGCCGAUUCAGCAGCCCCAGUACCGCUUGCCUUCUGUUGCCGAGGAGGACGUGUUCAUACCUCCGAACAACAGGAUUCACCGUCUGACUAGCUUGGUCGAUGAUGAUGAGUAUGAGCUUCACAGAUCAACUUCGAACAAGAGAUUUGGGCAAUCAGCGCCGGCACCUGCAGCAGAACAGCAGCAACCACCACAGACACCUCAGGAAUCUCUGAACAGGCAGCCGAGCAUCACAAGCGAGUACUCUACGUACUCUCCUAGCGCUACCCCGAAGCCUCGUCCUAUGUCGGACUAUUCACCUGCUCCUGCUUCCGUGGUUGCUGCCGGAUAUCAACAGUACCUCGACUCACCUGCGACGUACUACGACAAGACCCCGAGUCAAUUCGGUUCAGCUUCGUUCAACGGCGGCUCAUACAGCAACACGGCCUACAAUGGCACUAGUUCAUCGAUGGGUAACCCCAGCACCGCCGCACCCAGCAUCCAUGGCCAGCACUUCGAGAAUGGUUUUACAUUCCAGACACCAUCAUGUACGCCUUCGCGUACGUCACAGUCGUCCCGCGCCACAUUCGCAAAGGGUCAACGUCCGUUCAGCUAUCACAGCGGGGCCUCCUCUGCGGUCUUCGACGAGGGAUACCAUAGGGGUUACGAGGCCGCCAAGAGAGCAAUGCUCCAGCGUCUCGUGGUUCCUGAGGGUAAUGAGUGGAUGGAUGAGGGUGGACCGGAUCCUUUGCAGAGUCUGUACGAUGGUGCUUCGACUAUCUUGGCUCCUGUUUCGCAGAUACGUCGUUCGAGUUCUUUGUACUCUACGCAGCGUGGUAUGGUGCCGGAGGCCAAGCAAUAUUUGGUUCUUAAUCCAGGCAGCAGCUAUGCUCCCUCCGCCGUAGGCUCGCUCUACGCUCCUGAAUCUUUGCGGCCGUACAGUCCGAUGUACGGGAAGGGUUCCAUCUCUGGCGCAACUCCGUAUAUGCAUGCCGGAUUGGCGCGAGCUUCUCAGGAAUACAUCCGUCGAGCAUCGCGUUCGCGUGGCCGCAGCUCUCAGCGUAGGACGAGCACACCUCACGACCAACCCAUGGCUGCCUACAAUGGCCAAGCAAGACGCUCUGGCGCACCUGAUGAGAUGCCGCAACAGCGUUACAACCCGAUUGCGUUGCAGAAUGCACAGGUGGCUACCGAGCAGUAUCAAAACCAGCAAACCCAGGAAGGGGAGAUGGAGAAGGGGAAGAAGAAGGGGCUUAUGAGUCGCCUGAAGUUGAAGAUUAAUAACAAAAGGUUGAGGACGCAGCAGGCGAUUGUGUCGACGGCGAAGGCUGCGGGAGCGAAUUGCAGGUCUGUGUAG
Messenger RNA from Saitoella complicata NRRL Y-17804, 3651 nucleotides. RefSeq lists its product as uncharacterized. The record is from RefSeq and is a predicted model, not a curated record. Lineage: Eukaryota; Fungi; Ascomycota; Saitoellomycetes; Saitoellales; Saitoellaceae. The transcript has a single exon. The coding region runs from base 1 to 3651 and encodes 1216 amino acids.